Molecule: messenger RNA, 2510 nt
Organism: Paramecium pentaurelia
Lineage: Eukaryota; Ciliophora; Oligohymenophorea; Peniculida; Parameciidae
Source: the annotation of a GenBank genome assembly
AUGAAACAAAUAGUCAUACUCUUUGUUUUGAUAUUAUUCACAACAGCUUCCAGUGGUAACUAACUUAAUAUAAAUUGUAGAUCUACUAAAGUCAAUAUCUAAAUUUGCUGAUGAUGGAGAUAAUUCUUCCAAAUUUGCCAAAAGUAAAGUUUCUCCAUUUUCCGAAGAAGAAUCAGAAGAUUAUGAUAACGAAGAUACUGAACCCUCAAAGAAAAUGACACCUAAUUCUUCUUAAGAUGAUGAUGAUGAAGAAGUUGAUGUUAUGGCUUAAUUGAAAAGUUAUUAACAGAAACUUUCUACAAGCAAAGAUGUUAAGCCACCAUAACCAUAAAAGAAAUAGGUUCAAGUAAUAUCUGAAUCAGAAUCUGAAUAUGAUGAUGAAGAUGACAGUGGUAAUAUGUGGAGUAGAGGAAUAUCAAAAAAAUUAGCUUAAACUGAAUCUAAACCAUUAGUAUUACCAAUAUAAACAGCUAAAGAAUAAAUAAAGAACGAUUUCAAUCAAUUUACAAGUUUAAAAAUGCCUGAAGUACAAUAAAGACCUUAAGAAACUAAAAUACAAGAUUAAACUUAAAAAGUAUAAGAUGAUUAAGGAAAAGAACAUUCAGCUGAUUUUGAAAAAAUGAAAUAAGCUUAAUUAGAAAAAUAUAGUAAAAGAUUUCAUCUUGAUGAACCUAAAGAAUCUAAAAGUAUGUAUGAAGAUGAUAGUUUGAAAGAAUUUAUGCCAAAAAUCAAUUUUCAACCUAUUAACAUAUAAGAGACUAAAACUUCAUAAUAAAUCUAAUAAAAUCCAGAAAAAAAAUAAGUAAAUAAAUAUGAUGAAUUAGAAAGUGAAAGUGAUGAAGAAGAUGAUAUUUUAGAAAUUAAUAAUAAGAAUUCAUAAUCAAAUAAAAACAAUAAUAAAAAUUCUAAUGAUUUAUAGUCUACUUCAGAUGCAUUUGAUUUCUUUAAUCAAAAUAAACAAUAAUAAAAGUCAAAUAAAAAAAGUUAAAAAAUUGAAUAAUCAGAGUCUGAAGAUGAGGAUAGUGAAACAGAAUAAGAAGAUGAAGAAGAUGAAGAUUAUGUUUAGUAAGUGAAGAAAAAUAAAAAAUAAAAGGAUGAUAGAGAAGAAUAAAAAAGAAAAUAACAAUAACUUUAAUAAUAAUAGGAAGAAGAGGAAGAAUAAAGAAGAUAAAUGUUGAAAAAAUAAAAAGAAUAAUAAAUUUAAUAAGAGGAAUUAAGAAAAAAAUAAGAAGAGGAAGAGAGAUUGUAAGAACUAUCCAAACAAUAAAAAGUAAAAAGAGAUAUUGAUGAUGAUUAAAUUACAUAAAAGAAAAAAUAAAAAAAAUAAAAAAAACAAUUAAGUUUAGAAGAGUUUUAAUAAUCUUUAAAAUUAGAUGAAGAAUAACCUUAAUUAACAUCUUUUGCAUAAAAGGAAGCUAAAGAAAAAGCAAUUUUAGAAUAAAAGACAUUUACAUUAGUAAAAGAAACUCCAUAAUAAAUUUAAGAAUAAAAAGUAUUUAAAUUAUAAGCAAUUCCUAAAAAACAAUAAUAAUUUAUUCAAGAAGAAGAAUCUGAAUUAGAAUCAGAAAGUGAUAAUGAUGAAGAAUUUGAUACUCCAAAAUCAAUAAAUUGCUUUGAAAGUAAGAACAAAUUUAUAUAAUAAAUCUGUUAAUUAUGUUAAACUAAAGUUGCUUAUUAGGUUAAUUAAUAGAAUUGGUAGAAGAUUGGAAUAAAUGAAGGUUUCAGGUAUUUAUUAAAAAUUGUAUCAUAUAUCUUAGGAAUUUAGGCAAUCCUUUGAGCCGCUGAUCGAGUUCACUUUCAAAAGCAUAGGUGAAAUUGGAUCAUAUUAUUUAAGUUUUAAAGAUCACACUGUCUGUUUAAGUGCUGAAAAUUUAUCUAAAAUUGUACAAUAUCUUUAUAAAUAUAUAGACUAAUGUUGAUAAAGUAUUAAAGCAUUUCACUGGAAAUUAAUUAGCUGAUUACAAUUCCCCAGUUGAUAUUCCAGCUAAAAGUUAACCGAUUAACUUUUUAUUGAGUGCAGAAUAUGGUAAGCAAUAGAGAAUAAAAUUAGAUUCUUUAUUAAAUGGAUUUUCAUGCAGAAGAUUUUAAAUUGCUAUUAAAACAGAUUUAAAAUAUAAAUUGAGUAAGAAAAAUGAUAUUAAUGUUAAGUAGAUAAUCUUUUAUAAAAAUAAAGUAAAAAAUAAUAUAAAUUAAUAGUUAAAAUUAAAAUAUAUUGGUUUAAUUUAAAUAAAUGGUGUUGUCCAUCAAGCCAGUUUUGAUUAGGAAGAAGGAGGAGAAGCCACUAAUUUAAUUGUUACUCAAUUGAAUUUGCCUAAAGAAUAAGGAGUAAUAGCUAGUUUGGUUGAUAAAUAUAUUGAUAACAAUUUUGUUGCAGAUAUGCUACAAAAAUCAGGUAAUCUUUUCUUUUUAAAUUUUUAGAAUAAAUGAUGGCUGAUUUAUAGAUCUAGACACAUAUUAAAAAUGAUGAUAUAGGACUCACAUUUAAUUUAAGAAAGAGAAAGGGAAAAUGA